GAGGGAUUGGAGGGCGGUCCCGAGAUGAGAAAAUGUAUUGAAGGAGGCUGAGGGUCCGCAAAAAGUGGGUACAGGUGGAGAACCUGAGAGAAUUUGGACUGAGAGGCCUAGACGGAAAGAAAUGGAGGCGUGGGAAGCUGCGAGAAACAGACAGGGAGGUUUAGGGAGGAGGGAAGCCGAGAACUGCAGAGAUGGAGGGCAAGAACUGGAUGGGUGCCAUCGAGAGAGGCUCACGGAGCUUACGAGAGAAAUGUGGUCGAACCGGGAACUUGGGAGGUGGAGGGAAAGACCAUAGCGGAAACUAACAAACGGAAAUAGACCGAGGAGGACGCUUUAAGUAGGGGAACGAAAGACUGAAUCAUGAGGAGAGACCACUACUCAUAGAAAGACGGGGACAGUGAACUAGAGAGAACCAGACAAAAGCUGGCGGCCUGGAAACCAGGGUGAACUCGUGUCCACCCCAGAGGUCGCGGCAGGAGCCCUGAGGAGCCCUCUGUGUCACCAGCUUGCCCCGGGCCCCUGGCCACUCACUCUGCCAUCGCCUGUGCCACCCAUGAGGAGGAAACUUAGCUCUGUGAAGAGAAGGAGGUCCCUUAUUGCAGGCACGGACCCCUCCCUGCGGGAGGCCGGGAAUGGAUGAGAACGUUUGGUCCCCGUGGUCAGAACUGAGGCUGCUUUUGUGACCGAGUCGUGAUUGGGUCCAACAUGCCUCCUCCCAGAACAAGGGAGGACCGGGGUCACCGGGACCGACCCCGGGCUUCAGGUGGGGAGGAGGCCCCAGAGAAGUGGGACUGGAAUCACCCAGAGACCCGGCGUCUCUUCGAGGAUGCCUUCUUCGGGGAGGAGGAUUACAUCCGCCAGGGUUCGGAGGAGUGCCAGAAGUUCUGGACCUUCUUCGAACGCUUACAGAGGUUCCAGCAUCUCAAGACCACCAGGAAAGAGGAGAAAGACCCUGGGCAGCCCAAGCACAGCAUCCCCGAACUGGCCGACCUCCCUCGCACUUACGACCCUCGUUACCGCAUCAACCUGUCCGUCCUCGGCCCUGACCCUCGGGGCUCUCGGGGGCUGGGCAGGCGCCUGCCCCCGGAGAGGGUGUCCGAGUUCCGCCGAGCCCUGCUGCACUACCUGGAUUUUGGCCAGAAGCAGGCGUUUGGGCGGCUGGCCAAACUGCAGCGUGAGCGGGCGGCGCUGCCCAUCGCCCAGUACGGGCAGCGCAUCCUGAAGACACUGAAGGAGCAUCAGGUGGUGGUGGUGGCAGGUGACACAGGCUGUGGCAAGUCCACUCAGGUGCCCCAGUACCUGCUGGCCGCUGGCUUCAGUCACGUGGCAUGCACCCAGCCCCGGCGAAUCGCCUGCAUCUCACUGGCCAAGCGAGUUGGCUUUGAGAGCCUCAGUCAGUACGGCUCACAGGUCGGCUACCAGAUCCGCUUUGAGAGCACGCGCUCGGCGGCCACCAAGGUUGUGUUCCUGACGGUGGGGCUGCUCCUGAGGCAGAUCCAGCGGGAGCCCAGCCUGCCCCAGUACCAGGUCCUGAUCGUGGAUGAGGUCCACGAGCGCCACCUCCACAACGACUUCCUCCUGGGCGUCCUCCGGCGCCUGUUGCCCGAGCGGCCUGACCUCAAGGUCAUCCUCAUGUCGGCCACCAUCAACAUCUCGCUCUUCUCCAGCUACUUCGGCAACGCCCCCGUGGUGCAGGUGCCCGGGAGGCUCUUCCCCAUCACGGUCGUGUACCAGCCGAUUGAGGCGGAGCCGACCGCGUCCAAGUCGGAGAAGCUGGACCCGCGGCCCUUCCUGAGGGUGCUCGAGGCCAUUGACAACAAGUACCCACCCGAGGAGCGGGGCGACCUCCUCGUCUUCCUCAGCGGCAUGGCGGAGAUCAGCGCCGUGCUGGAGGCUGCGCAGACCUACGCCAGCCACACCCAGCGCUGGGUGGUGCUGCCGCUGCACAGCGCCCUCUCAGUGGCCGACCAGGACAAGGUGUUUGAUGUGGCGCCCCCUGGAGUCCGGAAAUGCAUCCUCUCCACCAACAUCGCUGAGACCUCAGUUACCAUCGAUGGGAUUCGCUUUGUAGUAGAUUCGGGGAAGGUGAAGGAGAUGAGCUACGACCCCCAGGCCAAACUGCAGCGGCUGCAGGAAUUCUGGAUCAGCCAGGCCAGCGCGGAGCAGCGCAAGGGCCGCGCAGGCCGCACGGGCCCUGGCGUCUGCUUCCGCCUCUACGCUGAAUCGGACUACGAUGCCUUCGCCCCUUACGCUGUCCCGGAGAUUAGGAGGGUAGCCCUGGACACGCUGGUGCUGCAGAUGAAGAGCAUGAGUGUGGGAGACCCCAGGACCUUCCCCUUCAUCGAGCCCCCACCCCCAGCCAGCCUGGAAACGGCCAUCCACUACCUCCGGGACCAGGGCGCCCUGGACAGCUCAGAGGCCCUCACCCCCAUCGGGUCCCUGCUGGCCCAGCUGCCUGUGGAUGUCGUGAUUGGGAAGAUGCUCAUCCUGGGCUCCAUGUUCCACCUGGCGGAGCCCGUGCUCACCAUCGCGGCCGCCCUCAGCGUCCAGUCGCCCUUCACCCGCAGCGCCCAGAGCAACCCGGAGUGUGCGGCUGCGCGGCGGCCCCUGGAGAGUGACCAGGGCGACCCCUUCACGCUCUUCAAUGUCUUCAACACCUGGGUGCAGGUGAAAUCCGAACGGGGCGGAAACUCGCGUAAGUGGUGCCGCCGCCGGGGCAUAGAGGAGCAUCGGCUGUACGAGAUGGCCAACCUGCGGCGCCAGUUCAAGGAGCUGCUGGAGGACCACGGGCUGCUGGCGGGGGCCCAGGCCCCGAGGCCCAGGGACAGCUACAGCCGGCUGCAGCAGCGCCGGGAGCGCCGGGCGCUGUACCAGCUGAAGCGGCAGCACGAGGAGGGCGGGGCGCGCAGGCGCAAGGUGCUGCGGCUGCAGGAGGAGCAGGAGGGAGGCUCCAGCGACGAGGACCGGGGCGCAGCCCCUAGGGAGGCCAGCGACAAUGUGGACAUCCAGGACGUGAAGUUUAAGCUGCGGCACAACCUGGAGCAGCUGCAGGCGGCCGCCAGUUCUGCCCAGGCGCUGACGGGGGACCAACUGGCUCUGCUGAAGCUGGUGCUGGGCCGGGGCCUCUACCCGCAGCUCGCCGUCCCAGACCCGUUCAACAGCGGCCGCAAGGACUCUGACCAGAUUUUCCACACCCAGGCCAAGCAGGGCACGGUGCUGCACCCCACCUGCGUCUUCGCCAACAGCCCCGAGGUGCUGCACACAAAGGAGCCGGAGACCAGGGCCGGGGAAGGGAGCCGAGACGACAGGGACAGGAUGAGCAGCAGGCACCAGCUCCUCACCUUCGUGUCCCUGCUGGAGACCAACAAGCCGUACCUGGUGAACUGCGUCCGCAUCCCUGCCCUCCAGUCUCUCCUGCUGUUCAGUCGGGCCCUGGACACCAAUGGUGACUGCUCCCGCCUGGUGGCCGACGGCUGGCUGGAGCUCCAGCUCGCCGACAGUGAAGGCGCCGUCCGGCUCCUGGCGGCUUCCCUGCGUCUCCGGGCCCGGUGGGAAAGUGCCUUGGACCAGCAGCUGGCCCGGCAGGCCCAUCAGGCCCGUGGGCGUGGGCGGGGGCAGCGGGAGGACGAGGAAGAGGAGGAGGAGGCUCCGGUCAACCGCCAAGAGGUGGCGGCACUGAGCAGGGAGCUGCUGCAGUUCAUGGCAUCCAAGGUUCCCUACAGCCUCCGGCGGCUCACGGGGCUGGAAGCUCAGAACCUCUAUGUGGGACCCCAGACCAUCACAACUGCCCCCAGUCUCCCCGGCCUCUUCGGCAGCUCUGCCCUGUCCCCCCACCCCACCAAGGGGGGCUACGCAGUCACGGACUUCCUCACCUAUAACUGCCUCACGAGUGACACGGAUCUGUACAGCGACUGUCUCCGCACCUUCUGGACCUGCCCCCACUGCGGCCUGCACAUGCCCCUCACACCCCUGGAGCGCAUCGCCCACGAGAACAGCUGCCCCGAGGCCCCGCGGGACGGCCCUGCCGGGGCCGAGGAAGCCACCCCUGAGCCCCAGCAGAAGACGUCAGCCCUGCAGAGGCCUUACCGCUGCGAGGCCUGUCAGAAAGACUUUCUGUUCACGCCCACGGAGGUGCUGCGGCACCGGAGGCAGCACGUGUGAGCCUCGCUGGGCCCGGGGAUUCCACCUGAACCCCCACCCUGGGCUCAGAACCACGGUCUGGUGCCCCCCGUGCUCCCCCGUGGGGAGGGGGCGUGAAUAAACUCUGACACACUGGGUCGGACCCCCAGGCCUGUGCCUGUCCGCCCAGAGGGGAGCGGCGGCCCGCUGGUCCUCCCCGUGGUCCCGCUCUCGGGCUGGCCCAGCGGCCGUGGGGCAGGUGUGGCUGAGCGGGACUUCAGACCUGGGGCAGGACCCUGGCGCCCCCGCCCUCCCGAGUCUGCGCUCAGGGCCUCUGCUUCCCUGUGAGUGAGGGAGGCCUGCACUGCCGUCCGCCCGUGUCACUUCAGGAGUUGGUGAGGAGCGAGUGUGGUGUUCGAGUGAGACCACGGGGGCUCCACGGGACCCACAGGCGCCGGGCCAUUCCUGCGGUGGGGCCCAUGGGCGGUUCUCAGCUGUCCCCUCGGGACCUUCGGCGAUGCUGCCCUGCCCCUGCUGUGGAUGCGUCCCCUUCCCUGGUGGCCUUGGCUGGUAGCCACACUGCUCCUCCCCUCCCUACCCGGAUGCAGGGGGGCCUACCCUGCCCUCGCCUCCCUCUGUCCCCACUCACCUCCCGGGGAGCUCAUACAGCCCCCAGCUUCCUGCCAACCCCCCCCCCAGCUUCUCCCCCAGUCCUGACCACUGUCCUGAGCCUCGGCUCCCGGCUCCACCCCCACUGUGGCCAGCUGCACCCUUGGCAUCGACCCUUGUAGCCUCACAGGUGUCAGGGGCAUCACCCCACACCAACUGGGGCCUCCCUGGGGCAGCCCCCUCUCACUAGGAAGUGUGUAAGUGAUGCUCCGUUCUCUCAGCCGGUUUCCAUUCAUGUGGUUCUCUCCGGCUCGCUCCCCGCCUCUGUCCCUCCCCGACCAGCCAAGACGUCUGAGCUUUCCUUUUGGGAGUUCGUGUCCCCAAAUCGGGGCCUCUGCCCCCACUCGGAAAGGUGCAGCCCAAGCCCUCCAUGUCACCCAGGUCCCUCUCUCCCGCCUGCAUGCGCUCUUAGCCAGUCCCAUUGGCCCCCCCUCCUGAACGGGUCCAGAAUCGGACCCCAGGCCUCUGCCACCCCACAUGGGGAAGGGCCAGCUGCCUCCUCACGGGUCUCUCAGGCGGCCGUGGGUCGGGUUGGCAGUGUGUCCUUCCAUUGCACCUGGUAGAACUCCGCUCCAUCACCCGUGCGUGUGGAAAUAGAGCGUUCGCACUUCUCCAAACCUGGAUUACACCCCACGGGUCUGCGACGCUCCCUGAAGGUGGUGCGGAGAGCUUUCUGAGUCACGCAGAGCCCGUUCAUUCUGUGAGGCCGCAGAGUGAGCCAUUGUGUGGCCUCACUGCACCACUGCACGUUGGCGUAACUGGGCCUGUGUGGGCAGACGGGUCCUGGAGAAAGGGAGAGAGAGAAAGACAGUGUUUGGUUGCCUCCCAUAAGCGCCCAGGCCCAGGAUCGAACCCGCAACCCAGGUAUGUGCCUGGCCGGGAAUCAAACCCCAAGCCUCUUGGUGAUGGGACAACGCUCCAGCCUGCUGAGCUACACCGGCCAGGGUCGGCGGGUACAUCUUUUGUUCCUAUAAACGAAGCUGGAGGCGGCAUCGCUGGUCCACGUCAGGGUGCAUUUGUGCAGGUCAUUCCAUAGAUUCCCCCCAAAUGUCCUUCCUACGCCUGCACCCACUUAUUCACACUAUUUCUGCUUCCCUGGUUGCCAGGGACCCGAGCAUCUCUGCAUAUUGUUCUGGGCCCUCCGUAUUUCCUCUCCUGCGCUGGCUCCAUCUUUGACUACGUGUUUCCCCAGAUGCUUUGCCAUUUUCUUACUGGUGUGUGAUAGCCCUUUAUGUAUUCUGGAUCUUAAGCUUUGUCAUAGAGGUUAUGAACCUUCCAGCCUGCGGCUUAUCUUUCGGCUCUGUUUAAGGUGACGACUCAGAAUUGUUCCACUUUUUGGUUGUUAAGUCUCUGUCUUCUGCAUUUUGCAGCCCAAAGAAUUAAAAAUAGAGAAAUAAAUGGGUGAAAGGAGAUACUGCCUCAAAACCUUCCUGCUCCCGUCCAGCCGAAUCUAAUGACAUACGACUCUCAGGAGUGUUCUUGCUUUCCCUUCUCUUUCCAUGUUAAACAUAAAAUAAAAAGAGCCUUCCACGGGCAGAAGCAGUCGACGAAGCUGGCCAGCCAGCGCCCACCAAAACGCCUUCAUUAACCAUCCCCAACGUCUGGCCCAGUAACUCCAUCCUCGGGAGUUGGGAGAAGGUGGCUGUCCGGGUGUGUGUCAGAAUUGAGGGACCCAGGGGCCACAGACCCUCAAGGGUGACUCUGUGGCCCUUAACAGUACCGGAGUCUUUAUCCGCGGAUUACCUGGAGCGCCAGGUGGGGCGGUGGCUUUGCGGCUCCCACCGCUGCGCGGAGUAACCCCGGGAGCCGUCCUUUCUCCCCGGAGCAGAUGAAAAGGGUCGAAGCCGCUCACCGCCGGCCAGUCUGCGGGGAAGCGACACCUUCACCCGCCUCGCAGGGCGCUGGUGUGACUUCUCUGGACCGCAGUUUAGCAGCAUCUUUCAAAAUGCGAAGUGCAUUCAGCAGUCUCGCAGGACGUCCUCUCGGAGCGGAACACAGAAAGGUGCUGCGGUCCUAUGUGAACGGCCGCUGAACGGCGCGGAGAGUUUUCCCGGACAGCGAAGCGUGCCGGGCCACCGGCAUCCACAACAGGAAACAAACUGUGACCGGCCCCCGGCAGCCGUUCUAAUGAUAUUUACUUUGGUUUUAAUGGCAUUUUUGUGGCUAAUGUCAAGCAUUUUUUCAUAAGCUUAUUAACCAUUAAUGUGCAGUGGCAGCUCAGUACUGGUCGUUAAUUCGUUCUGGAACUCGCGACUAGGGCUGAAACCGACCAGUGCCCAUCCAUGAAGCAAAAUUCGGGCCAGGGGCGUGACCCAUACAAGUUCUAGUGAGUGUGACGAGUCGGAGCAAGCUACCGAGCAAGCGAUCGCCCAGCACAGAGGCUUUUUCUCACCAAACCGCAAUGAGUACCAAGAUUGACGGGUGCCACCCUGGCUGGCGUAGCUCAGUGGAUUGAGUGCGGCCUGCAAACCCAAGGAUGCGGUUCGAUUCCCAGUCAGGGCACAUGCGUGGGUUGCAGGCCAGUUCCCAGCAGGGGACGCAGGAGAGGCAACCACACAUUGAUAUUUCUCUCCCUCUCUCCUUCCCUUCCCCUCUAAAGAUAAAUGAAUAAAAUCUUAAAAAAAAAAAAAAAAAGAUUGAUGAGUUCAGAAGCCCAUGAGUACCGAAGUAUGACUGUACUUUUUGUAACUUACUUAAAUGUCUUACCUCUUAUAAAGGGCUGUGUGUCAUAUUGAUUUGAGCUAUUUAUAUAAUAAAGAUAUGUUUUAUAUGUUUCUUUAA
This is a messenger RNA of Artibeus jamaicensis (Jamaican fruit-eating bat), 7569 nucleotides long. RefSeq names its product DExH-box helicase 34 (gene DHX34). Gene Ontology annotation, molecular function: RNA binding; ATP binding. The transcript has 17 exons. Gene Ontology annotation, biological process: nuclear-transcribed mRNA catabolic process, nonsense-mediated decay. Lineage: Eukaryota; Metazoa; Chordata; Mammalia; Chiroptera; Phyllostomidae. The record is from RefSeq and is a predicted model, not a curated record. Gene Ontology annotation, cellular component: intracellular anatomical structure. The coding region runs from base 706 to 4161 and encodes 1151 amino acids.